Halteromyces radiatus is the source of this 2681-nucleotide messenger RNA. RefSeq lists its product as uncharacterized. The transcript has 6 exons. The record is from RefSeq and is a predicted model, not a curated record. Gene Ontology annotation, cellular component: nucleus; cytoplasm. Lineage: Eukaryota; Fungi; Mucoromycota; Mucoromycetes; Mucorales; Cunninghamellaceae. Bases 110 to 2509 code for a protein of 799 amino acids. Gene Ontology annotation, molecular function: ubiquitin binding.
UUUUUUUUUUUUUUUCUAUUGUUAUAGUAAUCAUAUCCUUCAUUUCUUAUUUAUCGAAAAAAGGCAACAUCAGUCAGUUCAACAUAUCAAUCUACUUUAUCACAACAAGAUGACCGGUUCCCGACGUCCUUCCAAGAAUAACAACAAUGCCGGCAAUGACUUUAAGACUUUGAAAAUUCUAUAUCGCCAGCAAUUACCGACACUUCGUGAAUUAUUCCCUGGAUGGAGUCAAGAAGAUCUUCUUGCUGCUACUCAUGAAGCAAACGGUGAUUUGGAACUUACUAUUGGACGUAUUAUGGAAGGCCACGCUAAUCAAUGGGAUCAGGUCAAAACCAAAAAAACGAAAACUCAACAACAAAAACAAGUCAACACCAAUAAUACAUCAAAGAAAUCGGAAGGUCAUACUGGAACUCGAGAUCUCCCUCGUGGUGCAAAAUCAAGGAAUGGAAGACCACGGGGCAAAUUUGGUGACAAAUCACAUCGUGGCAAGAAAGAAACUGAAGAACCUUCCAAACCUGUGGAAAAGGAAGAAGAAAAGAAACCUUCGUGGGCAAGCAUAUUGAAAGGACCAACGAAACCUGAAGUUCCAGUAUCAGAUGCAACAGAAUUAACCAUUAUUACAACAACUGACAACGAGGACGAGAAACCAACACAACUGGAUGAAAAAGAUAGUGAAAAGAUAGAUACUACAGAGAAAUCCAUAGAUCCGACUAUUCAAGUGAAAGAACACCAGGAAUCAGCAGAUAUUGUAGAACAAGUGAACGAACCAGCAGAUAUCAAUCAAGGCGACAUAAAUGACAAGGAUGAAGAUAAUAACAAACAAAUCACAACUAUAUCAGUAGAAGAAUCCGAUACUGUAACAACUCGACAACAACAACAACAAUUUAUAACAUUCCGAAAAGUACCAGUACGAAGAUUGAAACAAGAUGAACCUGUGGUUUUACCUGCUGGUGGUUCAGGUCUGGAAAAUGUCAGUGUACAAUUUGGUAGUCUCAACUUGACAAAUGGCGAAGAACAACCUAUCAAGGAAGAACAAUCAGCUCCCAAGGAACAACCUGAAGAACAAGAAGAAAAGGAUGAAGAAACCACACCAACUGUUGCCACUCCUGUACCAGCUCCUUCUACGACCGUCACCACUACUACUGCCUCUGUCCAAUCAACCAUUCCUCUUGCUCAACCCAACUCUAAAACAUCAUUAUCUACAACAACUACUUCAUCUUCCGGUGUAAUUAACAAUAUGAAAGUACCAGAUUCUACUGUAUACUACCAACAACAAGUACCACUACCACAACAACAACAACAACAGCAACAACAACAACAGCAACAACAACAAAUUCAACAACAACAAAUUCAACAACAACAAAUUCAACAACCUGAACAAACAUACCAACAAUCUUUCCAACAUCCACAACAUUCCACUUUGCCAUCUACUGAUGCUCAUAUGGCACCUUAUGUUCCCUACGUUCCUAAUACUAUCCCUGCAAACGGUCAACUACAUGGAUUUGCUAACCCUGGUAUGGUGUCAAUGCCUGAUUACUACAAUGCUGAUGGUCAACGUCCUAUGAAUUAUUACGAUCCUAAUAUCUAUAAUCAAUCACCUUCAGUGGCCAAUGCUCAUUUAUAUGGACGAGGAAAAUUCAAUAAUGAAGGUAUUGUUCCUUCUCCUACUACCCUUGGAGUGAUGAAUAGUAACACAUCCACACCAAUUGUUCAAGUAUCUCAACAACCUCAACAACCUCAAGCUGGAAUGUAUGGUGGUAACGCUGGUGGAUAUUAUUCAUAUUAUUAUAUGCCCAAUCAAUAUCAAAAUUAUCAACAAAGUGGUUAUCAACAACAACAACCUGUUUCUCAGCAUUAUCAACCUCCUCAACAACCUACUCAACAACCUCCUCAACAACUUCCUCAACAGCCUCAACCUCAACCUCAGCCUCAAUCACAACCACCUCAAGCACAACAACAACAAUCAUCUCAACAACAACAAACACAAGGUCAACAACAACAACCACAACAAACUCCACAAAAACAUCAUCCUCAAGUAUCGUAUAUGAAUGGUAAUACUUACCCGAUGUAUGGAAAACCAAACAACUUUGUGUAUCAAGACUAUACCAAUCCACAAGCGUAUGAUGAUAGUAUGUUACAUAACAAUGGAGGUCAAGGAUCAAUGUACGAUAAACAAUAUCAAACGUUACCUCAAAUGCAACAUUAUCUAGGUGGUAAUAUGGGAUCACAACAAGCACAUAGUGGAAAUGGACAAUCCAAAGAUAGUAUAAUGAAUGGAUAUGACAAACAUCAAGGACCUCCUAUGCAUCAACAACCAAUCAUGACGACACCUGGAAAUUAUCAACAACCUCAGUAUCAACAACAACAACUACAACAACAACAACAACAACAACAACCUUUCUUAUAUCAACAACAACCUCAACAACAACAACAACCUUAUAAUCCACCUACCAUGAAUAGUUAUCCAUCACGUCAACCUCAACAAACUCUUUACUGGCAUCAAGCUUAGCUUAGUUUAGUUUUUAUAUCAUUAUAUUAUUAUCAUCUUUUUUCUUUUUUUUUCUUUUCAUUCAUCUUGUCUCAUUCCGUAUACUGUAAAUAUAUAUAUUUCUAUGAAAUGAAUCUUUCCCCUUUUUCCUUGAUGUUGUUCUCAAAAUAAAAUAAAACAUUUGUUUCUUUCA